This is a messenger RNA of Hemibagrus wyckioides, 761 nucleotides long. It is a transcript of the gene cmlc1, whose product is annotated as cardiac myosin light chain-1. NCBI's taxonomy places the organism in Eukaryota, Metazoa, Chordata, Actinopteri, Siluriformes, Bagridae. Gene Ontology annotation, molecular function: calcium ion binding. The record is from RefSeq and is a predicted model, not a curated record. The transcript has a single exon. The coding region runs from base 59 to 655 and encodes 198 amino acids. Gene Ontology annotation, cellular component: myosin II complex.
UUCAUACAACUUGCUCUUCACUCCCAUCUCCUGACUACUGGCUGCAAGCGUGAGCAACAUGGCCCCCAAAAAAAUUGAACCAAAGAAACCAGAACCCAAAAAACCUGAGCCUAAGAAGGAAGAGACUCCAGCUCCUGCUCCUGCUCCUGUCCAGGAGGUGCCCAAAGAGCCUCAGGUUGAUCUGAAGAGCAUUGUAUUGGAGUUCUCACCAGACCAGAUUGAGGAGUUCAGAGAUGCCUUCACACUAUUUGAUGAGACACCAACUGGAGAGAUGAAAAUAAGAUAUGCCCAGUGUGGAGAUGUGAUGAGGGCUUUGGGUUAUAACCCCACUAAUGCUGACGUGCAUGCUGUUCUAGGGAAACCCAAGACAGAGGAAAUGAACACCAAGAUGCUGGACUUUGAUACCUUCCUCCCUAUGCUGCAGCACAUCUCCAGGGCCAAGGACCAGGGUACAUUUGAGGACUUUGUUGAAGGGCUUAGGGUUUUUGACAAGGAAGGCAAUGGUACAGUGAUGGGUGCUGAGCUCCGCCAUGUUCUGGCAACUCUGGGAGAGAGAAUGACUGAAGACGAAGUGGACCGCCUCAUGACGGGACAAGAGGAUACAAGUGGGUGCAUCAACUACAUCUCAUUUGUCAAGCAUAUCCUCUCCGGGUGAGCUAGAGUCUGUCCUUGUGUGACUCUAAAGACAUCAUCAUUCAAAGGACAUUUUGAAGGAAAAGUUGAUGUUGGGGCAUGUAAAAUAAAGCUGAUUUCUCAACUCA